ACACUCCACUUGCUGGCCUCAAACUGAUAGAAAAAAAUCAGCUUUUAAAUCAACUAGAAGACGCCUAAACCCCCUUUUAGAAGCUCAUUUCAGUUCACUUAAUCAGAGCUGCAAAAAAAGAAGCUUAUUUGACUGUUAGAGAGGUAAAGAAAAGAGAUUAGAGAAGGCAGAGGAGGGCGUGACAGGGAGCCAGCCGAGCAGGCAAGCUGCUACUGCAGGGGGAGGAAGAGCGGGCGAUGCAUCAGCCAAAGCCAGAGGUCAAGAAAAAACGCGACAGGAUAGUGAAAAGGUAGACUCAGAGGGAGAGAGGAGGGUCAUUUGGGAUCUGAGCCUGAAAGCAGCCUCUCUUUGUUGUUGUGUGGUGACAACCGAGCAGAGAGGAGGAUGUGAAGGAGAGCCGCAGGCAGAGAGAGGGAGGCGACUGCGAGGAAGACAAGAAAAAUGCUCUCAGAGAUGAUGUGCAGGAGGAGCUGCCAGCAGCUCCAGCAGCAGCAGCAGCAGCUGGAUGGGAAGGGGGCUCCACAGAGGGACCCUUCCAGCCGCAGGAAGCACGGCUGGUCCAAGAGCUGCAGGGGGCGCAUGCAGGGGCGGAGGGCAGGAAGAGGGGGAGGGUGGCCAAGAGGGCGCAAUCAUCAGCAGCAGCAGCAGCACCCUCAGCGUCAUCAUCCCCAUCAUCCCCCCCGACACUUCCCGAGGCCGGUGGUGUCCCUGCGGCCCGUCAACGUCAAAGGGAACCGCGCAAGGGGGAUGCGCGCCCCCAAGAACACCAACCAGUUCCUGAUGCACGAGAAGUACCAGAUGCUGCACAUGCGCUCCGACUCCGUGGGCAGCGACAGCGGCAGCUGCUCCGACAGCGAGGUGGAGCUCACGGACAUGGACUCGUACCUGGGCGUCCUGGAGAACGCGAGAGGAGCCCUCUUGGACAGUCCCAACCCGCACGGCUCGACGCCGCCAACAGGACAGAUGGUGCUACUGCAGGAGGACGGCCUGCGUCUGCAGGAGGACAGUCUGCGUCUGCAGGAGGACGGCCUGCGUCUGCAGGAGGACGGUCUGCGUCUGCAGGAGGACAGUCUGCGUCUGCAGGAGGACAGCAUGCAGUAUUUCCCCUCUGAAGAUGACCUGAUUAAGAGCCAGAAUUUCAUGCAGAGGGACUUUGUUGAGUUCUGUGACAUCCUGUCACCCUGAAGGGGAACUUUUAGGGGGCCAUUUUGUUCUCGGCAGUGUGAAACUCAAACCUCUUGACAAGGAGCGGGGUCAGGUUUGUUCAUGCUUCACGCUCACGGAAAUGUAAAAUAAUAAUUUAAUAAAUAACUCAAUCCGUCAUUCAGCCUUACGUGUUGAGAAUCUGCUCGCUAUGUGAAAUGAUUCCAGCAGAAUUGAACUUUAAAAAAAAUAUUUUUUAAAUCAAGUGUCAUUUUCUUACUCUGCCAUAGUUCAUCUUUUUUUGAAGAUGCUGAUAAAGAUAAGAAAAUUUACAUUAUCUCACCAUGUUGUUAUUUUUCUAGGUUUUAAGACAGAAACCUGAACUGAAUGCAAACUUAAAUGACAUUAUUCAGAGAGAUGUUUUUUUUACUUUUCAUAGUUGGUUCAUCAUGUGUACAAUGUGCUGUAAAAGUGAUGCCUUUCUGCUCAUGUUGUUGUUGUUGCACACAAAGAGACGAGGGCUGGAUGAUGGGAGUGAGCCCCAACAGCCAAUCUGCAUCCAGCUGGAUGGAUUAGGCUGCAGACGAUUGGCUGAUGCGGACUGUCAUUAACCAACAACAAAAAAGAAGCCAUUUAACUGUACAAAAUAUUUAAAAAGAACAAAAACAAUUACAAAUAAAAAUCUGAUUGAUGUAA
Messenger RNA from Pseudoliparis swirei, 1839 nucleotides. RefSeq names its product coiled-coil domain-containing glutamate-rich protein 1. Lineage: Eukaryota; Metazoa; Chordata; Actinopteri; Perciformes; Liparidae. Bases 442 to 1185 code for a protein of 247 amino acids. The transcript has a single exon. The record is from RefSeq and is a predicted model, not a curated record.